This is a messenger RNA of Microtus oregoni (creeping vole), 2871 nucleotides long. RefSeq names its product dual specificity phosphatase 6 (gene Dusp6). The coding region runs from base 934 to 1641 and encodes 235 amino acids. The transcript has 2 exons. Gene Ontology annotation, cellular component: cytosol; cytoplasm. Gene Ontology annotation, biological process: protein dephosphorylation; positive regulation of apoptotic process; negative regulation of ERK1 and ERK2 cascade. The record is from RefSeq and is a predicted model, not a curated record. Lineage: Eukaryota; Metazoa; Chordata; Mammalia; Rodentia; Cricetidae. Gene Ontology annotation, molecular function: protein tyrosine/threonine phosphatase activity; MAP kinase tyrosine/serine/threonine phosphatase activity.
GGGGAGUGGGGGGUAUGGAGGGUUUAGAGUUUGGAGGGAAUAAAAAAAAGGGUGGCGGAACCCAUCAAGUUUUAUUAAAGCUAGCUUGAGAGAGCAAAAGUCGCGUAAAAGGGUUUUUGUGCUUGCUAAUUGCACCAUUGGUGAGCAAAGAGUUCGACGCGAAGUGUGAACUCUCAACAGAAGGAAACACGAGACAACUGAAGUGCCCUGGUUUAUGUGCCCUGCUCCUCCUCCACCACCACCACCACAACCGCCUCCUCUUCUUUCUCCUUCCUCCCGCCGAGCCCGCAGUUGCAGCUUGUUUGCACUGGGGCUUAUCCGGAGCGGAAAUUCCUUUCCGUUUUUGUGAAUGACAAACUCAUUAACAAUUCAUCAACACAACCUGUUCCAGCCGGCCCGUCCCCACGGCAACAGCCCCUUCCGCAGCGCGCUCAUUGGCUGGCCGAGAGAAUGUAUCCAUUGAGACGCUGGCUGUUUGUAUCCAUUGAGGAGCUGCCUCGCUUAGGGGGCGUGCUCUCCCGGAGUCCUUGGGACUGGGAGCAAACCGAGUCUUGAAUCCAACCCGGCUGGAUCUGAGGUGCAGCCUUAGAGGGAAGGAUUAGGAGCCGCUAGAUUUUUUUUUUCUUUUCUUUUUCCCCUCCCAGUGGCACGGAGUCCGAAUUAAUUGGAUUUCAUUCACUGGGGAGGAACAAAACUGGGUACCUUCAUUCAGAGAGAUUCGCUGACUCCAAGAGCGAUCCCUGCAGCCCGGCGCAGAGGGACCACCGGCUUGCCUCCUGUGUCGCUUUCUCUAACCGGUAGCCUCGGCUUGGGAAAGGCAAGGCAGAAUCGAACCCCGCUCCGAGAGCGGCAGCUUCGCGCGGCGUGCUCAGCCUAUGCCUGCCUCGAGGGGCGUCUGCUAGGCACCCCGCCUUCUCCUGCAGCUCGACCCCCAUGAUAGAUACGCUCAGACCCGUGCCCUUCGCGUCGGAAAUGGCUAUCAGCAAGACGGUGGCGUGGCUCAACGAGCAGCUGGAGCUGGGCAACGAACGGCUGCUGCUGAUGGACUGCCGACCGCAGGAGCUGUAUGAAUCGUCGCACAUCGAAUCGGCCAUCAACGUGGCCAUCCCGGGCAUCAUGUUGCGGCGUCUGCAGAAGGGCAACCUGCCGGUGCGCGCGCUAUUCACGCGCUGCGAGGACCGGGACCGCUUUACCAGGCGCUGCGGCACCGACACCGUAGUGCUCUACGACGAAAAUAGCAGCGACUGGAAUGAGAACACAGGUGGAGAGUCAGUCCUCGGGCUGCUGCUCAAGAAACUCAAAGACGAGGGCUGCCGGGCUUUCUACCUGGAAGAUGAAGCCCGAGGCAAAAACUGCGGUGUCUUGGUGCAUUGCCUGGCAGGCAUCAGCCGCUCCGUCACCGUGACCGUUGCUUACCUUAUGCAGAAGCUCAACCUGUCCAUGAACGAUGCUUACGACAUCGUCAAGAUGAAGAAAUCCAACAUCUCCCCGAAUUUCAACUUCAUGGGCCAACUGCUUGACUUUGAAAGGACACUGGGACUCAGCAGCCCCUGUGACAACCGGGUCCCAGCUCAGCAGCUGUACUUCACCGCCCCUGCCAACCAGAAUGUCUACCAGGUGGACUCCCUGCAAUCUACGUGAAAGGCACCCAACUUGCCUAGCUGGGAGUGUCCCAUUCCUUCAGCAGUUUCUCUUGGGCAGCAGUGAGCAGGCUGCUUUCUUUGUGUGUGGCCCCAGGUGUCAAAAUGUCACCAGCUGUCUGUAUUAGACAAGGUUGCCAAGUGCAAAAUUGGUUAUUACAGAGGGAGAGAUUUGCUCCAUUCUUUCUUUUGGAAGGACAGGACAUGCUGUCUGGAUCCAGGCAAUAGGUUUGCUCCUCUACCCCCAGCCUACCCAAGCAGGGACUGGACAUCCAUCCAGAUGAGGAGGGUAGGACCAAGAAGUAGGGUAGGGGCAUGUGUUCUUUAGGGCCUUGUAUGACUGUUUCCUGUUGCAUCCGGAAUUAACUCUAUAUUGUCUUCAGUGAAGACAGAUUCAACUUUGCGUACAGUGGAGCCAAAGAGAUUUUAGCUCUGUAUUUGUGGUAUCAGUUUGGAAGAUUAAAAACAAAACUGAUACUCUUCUUUGAUUAUUGUAAAUAUUUGAUCUUAAAUCACUUGACAGUGUUUGGCUUGUGUUUUUGUUUUUUUUUUUUUUGUUUUGUUUUUUAUCUUUGAUGGGUUUAAAAAAAAAAGUCCAAAGGGGGAGAAAGAGCAGUGUGUGCCACUUCUUAAAAUGAAAAGAAAACAAGGAAAAUUUUGCUCUUUUCUAAUCCAAAGGGUAUAUUUGCAGCAUGCGUGACCUUAUUGUACCAAUUCUAAAGAUGUUGUCACAGAUACUAUCGCUGAGACUUUAUUAUGGUGCAGUCUUGAGUCUCAUAUAUCUUCCUUGUGAUUUUUUUUCCUUAAUGUACUUUGACUCUGCCUUACCUUUGUAAAUAUUUGGCUUAUAUUGUCUCAAAGUGGGUAUCUUGGAAAGACACCAAAAUUGUGGGUUCACUUUUUUCUUUUUUUUUACCUUUCUCUUCCAUUUUUACUUCAGCUGUGCUAAACAGUAUAUUACCUCUGUACAAAAUUCUUCAGGGAGCGUCACCUCAAAUGCCAUACUUAUGGUUGGUUUCUUUCCUUUUAGAAAAAAAAUAUAUGAUAAACUGGAAAUGUGUGUCUGUGUGCGUGUGAGCAUGGGUACCCAUUUGACAGGUGGGAUGCAGCGGGUUGUGGAGGCGGGAGGAUUAAGUUGCUCCGUGAUGUUCACAGUGUAAAGUUUUCAGCUGGAAUUUAUUAUAAGAAUGUAAAAAACCUUAAAUUAUUAAUAAAUAACUAUUUUGGCUAC